UGGUUGUUCGAAUUAAAGGCAUUGCAUUUACUAUCUAUCAAACGUAUCCGAUAACACUUCAGCGUUUAUGUGGAAACGAAAUAAGUUUUAUUUGUUAUUAAACAACGUUCAUCAUAGUUGGGAUUGCAUCUAAGCGUCAGGUUGAAUCGAAGAGUCACGUUAAUCGUAGCGUCGGGCUGCACGAAAGUUUCGGCUUGCUCGUAGAGUCACGUUAAUCGUAGCAUCGGGUUGAAUGGAAGAUUCGGGUUGAAUCGAAAGGUCACGUUAAUCGAAACGUCGGGUUGAAUGGAAGAGUCGGGUUGAUCGGAGAGUAACGUUUAUAGUAACGUCGGGUUUGAUGGUUGUGUCAGAUUGAUUCACAAAGUCACGUUAUCGUUGCAAUGUAGCGUGUAAUCCGUCCGUCGUGUUGCAUUCGUUUCAUGUGUUAGUCUGUUUUGGUCCCAUAUCUUUGUGUUCGUUUUGUUCUGUUACUGUAAGUUUCAAUGUUCAUCAACAACUUGUAUGUUCUACCUGUGGAUAAGCCCCUUUAACAUGGGUUGUCAAUUGGGAAUCGGGAUAAUGACAGACCACGGAACGCUAUAAAGUUAACGCUCAACCUUUCAGUCGAACCAUAAAACGUAUAGUUAUGUGCAAAGCGUUAUCGUAUGUUAAAAGGUGUUAUCGUUAGUGUUGCAGUGAUUAAGCCGUUUUAAGAAUACAUGUACACGAAGUGAAACUUUUAACUCCUUAACCAUCAUUUGGUGGACAUAUGUGGGGAUAGCCAUGAUGUCUAUUUGGAUGUCUUGUUUGGUCACUUUCUCGUCGUUACGGGUGUAUACAGUAGCGGACACAAUACCUGUGUUAGACACUCUGGAGAGAAUUGCCAUCUUUGGGACCGAAUUCUCCACUGACUUGCCGGAAUACCAGUCGGUUGUCGUGCAUCUCUUGAACGGAACGGAAAAUUCCGACGUCGACGUCAAGCAAUUCCGGAAGCGGCCGCCAACACUGCAGUACCGAGUGUCGUUCGGCAACGAAACGUUCACGAUUAAUCUGCGAAAGAAUACGAACAUGAUUUCAUCGGGCUGCAUCAUCCGUCAAGUGAACGGAAGCGGCCACUCAACGGUGAGCCCCUGCAUGGAGCAUGACGUCACGUGCUACUACACCGGAACUACUAGCGCCCACAACGACUCCUGGGUGGCGGCCAGCGUCUGUGGAGGGCUGAAAGGGUUGCUCAGUUUCGGCAACACGAGCCUGUUCAUCUACCCCAUGAAGCGGACAUCGGAUCAGACGUCAACGUCAGCGUCGCCCAAUCACGUAAUCUACCGUUACCAGGGAGACAAGCACGUGUGCAAGACGGAAGACGACGUUACCGACAUACUCUAUCCCACUUCUCAAGCACAAGGGAGGCACCAGGUCAACGAAAUGAAAACCAGGUACAUAGAGGCGGGAAUCGUGGUCGACCCUGUCAUGGCGAGAUUCCACAACGACACCAUUCUCCAGUACGUCUUCACUGGCUUUAACAUCGCGUCGAAGUUGUUCGCAGACCGGUCCAUUGGCACCUUGAUGAAACUCUUAUUGUCAGAGAUCAUUGUGUUCAACUCGUCCAAUGGGUUUGAUGUGAGUGACACAGUGGACGCUGAGAAGACAAUGAAUAGUUUCUGUGAGUGGCAGAGCAAGCAUCACACGCUGAACACAACUGACGUUACCAUCCUUUUAACACGAAAUGAUAUUGAAUAUGGCGCCAAUGACAACGGGAAGUCCACCAUUGGUCUUGCGUUCCCCUUUGGUGCGUGUAAGAUACGAAAUAAGUGUGCCGUCGUGGAAGAUACUGGCCCCGUAUUCGGCCUCACUCUGGCGCAUGAAAUAGGCCACCUUAUCGGCAUGAGCCAUGACAACACAAGCGAUAACCACUGUCCUCCCGCCCUCAUGUCCGCGUCCGGCAAAUCUGGAGUGGACGCCUUCCGGUGGUCCAAUUGCAGCGCAAAGGAACUCAACAACAACAAGUUCAAUCUUGGAUGCCUUGAAAACGCUCCAGUGAGUGGAGACGUUGACAUGACGCACCUGCAUGGCUCCCAGCUCGCCCCGCUGCCUCUACCGGCAUGGUGUACACAGCGGACGAUCAGUGCCGUCUUAUGCUUGAUGACCACGCCUACUUCUUCUUCACCCCAGUACAUGACCCCUGCAAAGAGAUCGCCUGCCACGCCGAUCAUGGCACCAAAUAUUACUCCCAGCCUCUGAUGGACGGGACGGACUGUAACAACACCCGAACAUGGUGCAUGCGCGGCCAGUCAGUUGCGAUGAACACUUCGCUUCAGACAGACCCUAUCCCAGGGGGAUGGAGCCCAUGGGUGAGCGCCACGUGCAGUCGCACAUGCGGGGGAGGCGUUUUGAUGCAGACAAGGACGUGCACGGACCCAAAACCCAGAUACGGCGGGAAGCACUGCGAAGGGCCAUGAAGAAAUACCUGCUUUGUAAUAUGCAGAAAUGUCCCGACUAUAAAAGCCUGAACAUGACGUGUGACGCGUUGGAUAAAGGUA
Molecule: messenger RNA, 2516 nt
Organism: Dreissena polymorpha
Lineage: Eukaryota; Metazoa; Mollusca; Bivalvia; Myida; Dreissenidae
Product: A disintegrin and metalloproteinase with thrombospondin motifs 6-like
Exons: 16
Coding region: 763-2217 (484 amino acids)
Biological process (GO): proteolysis
Molecular function (GO): metalloendopeptidase activity
Source: RefSeq, a predicted model, not a curated record